Messenger RNA from Podarcis raffonei (Aeolian wall lizard), 2072 nucleotides. It is a transcript of the gene HLX, whose product is annotated as H2.0 like homeobox. The transcript has 4 exons. NCBI's taxonomy places the organism in Eukaryota, Metazoa, Chordata, Lepidosauria, Squamata, Lacertidae. Gene Ontology annotation, biological process: regulation of DNA-templated transcription. Gene Ontology annotation, molecular function: DNA-binding transcription factor activity, RNA polymerase II-specific; sequence-specific DNA binding. Bases 231 to 1511 code for a protein of 426 amino acids. The record is from RefSeq and is a predicted model, not a curated record.
CCCCGCGCCUAGUUGUUGUUAUUUGGUUUGACGCGCCUGUCUUUCCCCGCCGGCUCGCCUCGCACAGCGCUGCGUGUCCCCGCUCGGCUCCUCCAGCGAUGCGCGCAGGCCGAGAGGCACUUAGUGGGCGCUGACGACCUUCCUUCGACGGCCGCUGAACUUUUCCUCCAGCGGCAGCAGCAACAGCAGCCGGAGCCGGGCGUGGAGGGCUCUCCCUGGGCCCCGGCAGGAUGUACACGGCCGGCCUGGCGCCCUUUUACGCCUCCAACUUCAGCCUGUGGUCGGCGGCUUACUGCGCCCCGUCGGGGCCCGGCUGCUUCCCGCUGGAUCCGUCGGGGCUCAAGAAACCUUCCUUCUGCAUCGCGGACAUUCUGCACGCCGCCGCCAGCGCCGCCGGGGAGGCGUCGUCGGUGGACGGGCUGCCCGGAGCGCCCGCGCUGGCCGCCCACCUGGGGGCCGUGCAUGCCCACUCGCAGUUCCACGCCGCGGCCUCCCCGCUCCGGCCCACGCCCCUGGUGGCCCCCGACGGGGCCGUCGCCUUCCCCGCCCGCCUGUCGCCUCUCUCCGCUGCUUUCCACCACCCUCACCCGCAGCAGCACCGCUCUCCCGGAGGAGGCAGGGGCCCCAGCCACCAGACUCAUCCCGGCUCGGCGCCCGCGCCCUCCAGCAAAGACUUGAAGUUUGGGAUUGACCGCAUUUUAUCCGCCGAGUUUGACCCGAAACUCAAGGAAAGCAACACGCUGAGAGAUUUGACUUCCUUAUUAACCACCAGUCGCCCAUCUGGGGUUCAUCUCCCCGCCUUACAGCCUCCGGCCGGCCAGUUCUUCGCGUCUCUAGAGCCCAUUAACGAGACCUCCGCGGUCCUGGGGCCUUUAAACACAACCCCAAGGAAUUCCGUUCAGCACCAGUUUCAAGACACUUUUCCAGGGCCUUACGCGGUGCUCACCAAAGACACGCUGCCUCAGACCUACAAGCGGAAGCGCUCGUGGUCCCGAGCGGUUUUCUCCAACCUCCAAAGGAAAGGCUUGGAGAAGCGCUUCGAAAUCCAGAAGUACGUCACCAAACCGGACAGAAAACAGCUGGCAGCCAUGCUGGGACUCACGGACGCGCAGGUGAAAGUCUGGUUCCAGAACAGGCGCAUGAAAUGGAGGCACUCCAAGGAGGCGCAGGCGCAGAAGGACAAAGAGAAGGAGCCAGAAGAGAAGCCAGCAGGGGGCGCUGCGCUGACAGUCGAGGGAGAGGUGGAGCGCAGCCCUAGCCGCUCAGAAGGCGAGAGCGAAAGCAGCGAGGCCGAAUCCCUGGAUCUGGAGCCCGGCAGCGAUGCGGAACGGACUGAGGUGGGGGCCGACACCGAGCAGGCCCUGCAACGGCACAGCCCCGAGCUGCAACACCCGGCCGGAUCGGAGACUGCAGUUCACCCUGAGCCGCCUUUGGCUCCCACAGGCCUGGACCAAGGCAGAGAACCUCUAAGGCGCCUGGAGCCUUCUUUUUGCCUACGGGACUCCCCAUGACUGCCUCUCAGAGAACCAGCUAUCAGUUUGGGAAGCCGCCAAAAGCCAAGUGAUCGCCCCGCUUGGGAAAUAGUAGCACCCCCUAACUGCAGGUGGGUGUGGGGUACAAUAACCCCUAGGAAAUAUGUUAUUCUUUAUGAGGUAAACUACCUCUGAACUACCAGAUUUGGGGUACUAACCUCUGCUGCAGGUGGGAAGAUCAGAGGUUUCUCGAACUAUGUAGGGCAUCAGCCCACAGCAGUGAGUGGGCUGUGGCGAGAGGGCAGUCCUGCUCAGCCUCAGGAUCUAAUAGGAAGGAAACUCACAGAAGUAGCUCAGGGGAGACCUUUCCCAUCUUUGCUGGCAGAGGAGCCUUCCCGGGUCCAGGAAAUCACAGAGACCAUGUCUUCUUCUUUGUCCUUCUCUUAACUCCCCCACCUUCCUCCCCUCAUUCACAAUGUGAAGUAUUUCACCAACCCCAACCCCUUGCCAAAAUGUGUUGCUUUGUGUAAUCUGGCCAAGAAAUACUGCACUGAAAAAAAGAACAGAAAAGUAGACUGUAAAUAAAUUGUUUGUUUAAUU